This is a messenger RNA of Didymella exigua CBS 183.55, 2540 nucleotides long. RefSeq names its product ATP-dependent RNA helicase mss116 mitochondrial precursor. Gene Ontology annotation, molecular function: nucleic acid binding; ATP binding. NCBI's taxonomy places the organism in Eukaryota, Fungi, Ascomycota, Dothideomycetes, Pleosporales, Didymellaceae. The record is from RefSeq and is a predicted model, not a curated record. Gene Ontology annotation, cellular component: mitochondrion. The transcript has 2 exons. Bases 143 to 2221 code for a protein of 692 amino acids.
CUUUCAUCGCUCAUUUGCCUUUGACACUGAGGCGCCUCUCAUUCAGACGCCCUUCUCCAUUACAGUACAUUAACCCUUUAUUCUGCGAUACCCUUCAGACGCUCUCGACUUAGCGGCGAACCUCCGCAACACCUCAUCUACCAUGUUUGGCGCAUUUAGAAGAUGUCCGACAAUAUUGUCGAAGAGCAUCUCCAGGGUCGCUGUUUCUUCAAACAUCCUUCGCACUCCUCUCACACGCACAUCGGCCGUUCUCAGGAUACCGUCCACACGCAUCAGUAAUGUCUGCGUCGCCGGUUUCCACAGCAGCGCAAAGUGGCAACAGGUUGUGCAAGAGGUCGAGGCGGAGCAGGCGAUUGCUGAGGAGGGCCCUGCUACGACCUUCUCAGAGCUCGCUACCCGUGGACUUGUGCAUCCCAAUCUCAUCAACACCAUUACCAAGAAGAUGAAGAUUGAGACCAUGACCGAUGUCCAGCAGAGGACCAUCAACGAGGCGCUCAGCGGCGUCGACAUCAUCGCACAGGCUAAGACCGGUACCGGUAAAACACUCGGUUUUCUCGUCCCCGUCAUUCAGCGCAUCAUCACACGCGACCCCAAGCUCGGCGAGAAGAUCCGCGGCUACAAGCGGGCCAAGUCCGACGACAUCAGGGCUAUCAUCAUCUCUCCCACCCGCGAGCUCGCGGAGCAGAUCGCCGUCGAGGCGAAGAAGAUUACUGAGAGCACGGGCCUUAUCGUCCAGGCGGCCGUUGGAGGAACAAUGAAGCGCCAAAUGCUCCAGAAGACCCAGCGCGAGGGCUGCCACAUUCUCAUUGGUACUCCUGGACGUCUCUUCGAUAUUCUCUCAGACCCAUACUCCGGUGUCAAGGCACCUGCUCUGAACGCUCUUGUCAUGGACGAGGCUGAUCGCCUGCUCGACGAUGGUUUCACCAAAGAGAUUGACGAAAUUAAGCAGCACUUGCCUGACCCACAAGAGGUCGAGCGCCAGAACCUCAUGUUCUCCGCCACCGUUCCCCGCGAUGUCGUCGAUCUCGUCCGCCGCACUCUUCGCCCCGGCUUCCACUUCGCCAAGUGCGUCAGCGAGGAUGAGGAGCCCACACACGCCCGUGUUCCUCAGAAGCAGGUCUCCCUUGCCGGUUUCGAGAACAUUAUUCCUUCUCUCUAUGAGCUCUUCCUUAAGGAGUCGCAGGAGGCCAUGGUUAGCGGUGAGCGCCCCUUCAAGGCCAUUGUCUACUUCAACUCCACUGCCGAAGUCACACUUGCCGCAUCCGUCUUCUACAAGCUCGGUGGUGGUUUCAAGAAGAAGACUCCUCUGUCUGGCAUCCGCAACUUCGAGAUUCACUCCAAGCUCUCCCAGGCCCAGCGUACCCGCGCCGCUGACGACUUCCGCACAUGCAAGUCUGGUAUCCUCUUCUCGUCCGACGUCACAGCCCGUGGAAUGGAUUUCCCCAAUGUCACCCACGUCAUCCAGAUCGGUCUGCCCCGCGACCGCGAGUCCUACAUCCACCGUCUCGGUCGUACCGGUCGUGCCGGUAAGGAGGGUGAGGGCUGGUUGUUUGUCACACCUUUCGAGAACGGCGAGAUUCGCCGCCGUCUCCGUGGUCUGCCUCUAAAGGAGGCCACAUCCGACCUUGAGGCCGCUCAGAUCGAUAUGAGCCAAUCCGCAGAGGUCCCUGAGAACAUCGGCCAGAUCCUCCAGGACUGCGUCGAGGCGCAUAAGAAGGUGUACCCUGAUCAGCUUGAUGCUGCGUUCCGUGGUCUCUUCGGUAGCUUCCAAUGGUACGGCGAUAAGCAGGGUCUGCUUGAUGGCGCGAACAGGCUUGCUGAGUUCGGUUGGGGUAUGCCCACUCCUCCCCAGCCUCCUGCGUCUCUGUUUUCUGGCGGCCGUGGUCGUGGUGGCGGUGGUCGCUCUAGUGGCGGGGGUCGCUCUGGUGGCUUCGGCGGCUCUCGCGACGGCGGCUCUCGCGAAGGUGGCCGCUCCGGCGGUGGUUUCGGCGGCCGUGAUGGUGGUCGUGGAGGCUUCGGCGGCAGCGACAGGCGAGGUGGUGACCGUGGCGGCUUUAGUGGCCGUGAUGGUGGCCGUGAUGGCGGUCGUGGAGGAGGUUUCGGCGGUGACCGAAGGGGAGGAGACCGUGGCUUUGGUGGCCGUGGUGGUGACCGCGGUGGUGACCGCGGCGGCGACCGCGGCGGCGAGAGGAGAGCGCCUCGCCAGGAAUUUGACUUCUAGGCCUUUCAACGUUCGGGAGGGGGCCAGACUGUGAGUUGACAGCCGAUGUUUGUAUACUACUUCGCUUCUCCGAGGCGAACCAACGCCUUGAUGGGCGGCACUUUACUUCACGAAGCGCCACGCACUUCACUGUACCAUAUGUAUACCCGUGGGCUGUCUUGAUAGAAUGGGGGGAUCUGGGUUUAGCAUUGGGCGGCGUUCAGGCAUUGUGAGCGACAAAAGCUUCUUCGACAUCUCCAUUCACCUUCGGAGUUAGAAUCAACCAUGUGGUAGGAUGUAAUGUACGAUGAUAUGUGUAUUGACUACUCAAGUUUCCCGA